CUGCAUCCAGGCAACCAGAAAGAAAUUUGAAUUUGUUCUUUCUGUUAAAUUACGUUAUUCUGCAAGCACGUUCGUUACUAACAUGGAUCUAACGGAGAGAAAGUUGGAAGAGCAAGAUCCGAUGAAUGCGGAUUUCAGAUGUUCAGCUUGCGUUUGCAUCACACCCUGCACGCGCUGCUGAAGGUCGGACUGAGCGCGCACUGAUCGGAUGGAUUGAUCAGGAUGUGGAGGAGUCAUCUUCAGAUCGCUCAAAUACAAACACUACUGCUUCUGGUAUCAUUGGGUUUCACUCUCUUUGGAUCUUCAGUCCAAUCUGAGGAACAUCUAGAUCAUCACGUCCGGACAGGCAGAUGUGAGGUGGUGGCAUUACAUCGAUGCUGUAAUAAGAACAAGAUUGAGGAACGCUCACAGACUGUUAAAUGCUCGUGUUUCCCGGGUCAAGUAGCUGGAACCACCAGAGCAUCUCCCUCCUGUGUGGAUGCAUCUAUAGUCCAACAGAAGUGGUGGUGUCAGAUGGAGCCGUGUCUAGAUGGAGAAGAAUGUAAAGUUCUGCCGGAUUUCAAAGGUUGGAGUUGUGCUACUGGAAACAAGAUCAAAACCACAAAGAUCUCCUCAGACCGGGAUCAGCUCUGGUAACCGCUGGAAACCAGAUACAGACAGAUGGAGAAUCUGAGGUGUCAGUCUCUCUUUAACAUGAGAAACACAGCGAAUCGAAGCAGAGACUCCUGCAAGUGUAAAGAUGAAUAUCGGAAAAGAGUCAGAUAAUAAAUGAUAAAGCUGUUGUGGCUGUGUGAUCUGCUGGGAUUGAUCGGAUCAGAUCUCUUUCAUUCUGUCAUUUGCAGUGAGAUCUCUCAUUCUUGGCUUAUGGUACUUGAUAAAAACCUGAUUGAAACAUCUACUUUAUUCAAUAUAAAGAAUGAGGAAGAGUUUGAUACUUUAGUUUUUUUGAAGUUCUAAUAUGAAUGUUGAUGUUUCCUCAUUGUGCUAUUUAUAUAUCUAUAAAAGAUUAAUACAAACUACUGCAGGUUUACAGGG
Messenger RNA from Paramisgurnus dabryanus, 1035 nucleotides. The record is from RefSeq and is a predicted model, not a curated record. Lineage: Eukaryota; Metazoa; Chordata; Actinopteri; Cypriniformes; Cobitidae.